UUUCAAUUUUAUUCGAAGUUUCGAGCAAAAAUUAACUACAUAUCACUUUACAUUAGUGGUAUAGAUAACUUAUUCAAAUAAAAAAAAUCCAAAUAAUUCAACUAACAUAGCCUCUAUUAAUUUCUAUGAUCUCUUCGGAUCAUAAUUAGAUGCCAAUCCAACAUAUUACACUUAUGUAGGAUCCUUAACUAUACCAGGUUGAAUUAUAAUCUAUUACCUUAGAUUGCUAUGAAAAGUGAAUUGGUCAUUCUAGUUGCUUUUAACACUUAUUUCUUAAGUAACUCAACUUUCGCUUCAAGAAAUGGAAAUAAUAGUGCUAUUCAGUCAGCUAAUGAUAGAACGAUUAAGAAAGGAGGAGUAGCAUGUGAAGAGUAAUGUGUCUUCUUUUUUUCCUUCUUUAUCCUUUAAAUGUUAGUAAUUAAAUUAUUUUCUAAUUAGUAUGAUCAUAAUAUUCUUUACCAAAAUUAAUCCAUCUUAAAUUAUGAAAAACUAUCCACCGCUGUGA
Paramecium primaurelia is the source of this 505-nucleotide messenger RNA. The record is from the annotation of a GenBank genome assembly. Lineage: Eukaryota; Ciliophora; Oligohymenophorea; Peniculida; Parameciidae.